Molecule: messenger RNA, 2895 nt
Organism: Neoarthrinium moseri
Lineage: Eukaryota; Fungi; Ascomycota; Sordariomycetes; Amphisphaeriales; Apiosporaceae
Exons: 3
Coding region: 1-2895 (964 amino acids)
Biological process (GO): phosphatidylcholine biosynthetic process
Molecular function (GO): phosphatidylethanolamine N-methyltransferase activity
Source: RefSeq, a predicted model, not a curated record
AUGAGUUCCGACAGCUCCCUGGCACCCGGCGAGUUGCGCCACAGGCAUGCUGUACCUGCUUCCGAGAGCGAACGUGCUCCCCCGCGUGCGGAGUCGGGCCGGGGGGAGGAGGAGGGCGAACCGGCACCCAAGGCCAGGAAGACCUUUGGCCGGACGCCGGACGGCACAAUCUUCACCGUGCCUACCACGCAUGACAUGGUCUCGCAGUUGCUAGAUCCCCGCCAGCCCAAGAACCUGUCUGAUGCGUUGGUCUUGGCCAUCCUUGCCGCCCACAUUGCCCUGCUGUGCCUGCUGCCCUCAUCUCUCAAGCGGCCCGCCUUCGCCCUCAUCUUCCUCAUAUGGCGAGCUUCUUAUAACUUGGGCAUUGGCCUUCUGCUCAGAGUGCAGUCUAAUGAGAACAAGAUGGUCAACUGGGCAAAGACGUGGAAGCUGUUCGAGAACCCCGCCACAGGUAGGAACCCACGGCCCUGGCUGUAUAAGCUCCUGAAAAACGAAUUGGAGACAAAGAUCCCCGAGGACUACUCCUUCGAAGAGGCCCCGCUCGAGUACAAUACCUGGCUUGUCUUUCGACGAGUAGUCGAUCUUAUUCUCAUGUGUGAUUUCGUGUCGUAUUGUCUCUUCGCCAUUGCUUGUGGCCACUCGCCUGAGAACGAGUCCACGCUGAUCUGCUUGGCCCGUUGGUUCUUCGGCCUGGGCCUUUUCGGCUUCAACCUCUGGGUCAAGCUUGACGCCCACCGUGUCGUCAAGGACUAUGCUUGGUACUGGGGUGACUUCUUCUAUCUGAUCGACCAAGAGUUGACGUUUGACGGCGUGUUCGAGAUGGCCCCUCAUCCCAUGUAUUCGAUUGGAUAUGCCGGGUAUUACGGCAUUUCCAUGAUGGCUGCCAGCUAUUCGGUACUCCUCAUCUCCAUCGUGGCACAUGCUGCGCAGUUUGCCUUCCUUGUGCUUGUGGAGAACCCUCAUAUCGAGAAGACAUACAACCCGCCGGCGCCUCGAAAGCGUGCAGAUACUCAGACCUCCGCCGACAACUCCGCACAGGAGACAGCCGGCGCCGUGCAACCUGGAGCUGCUGAUUCACCCACUGCAGCGUACCAGAACGAAUCUCCAGCGCAGAUCCACAAUCUUUUGGGCUUCAAGAACCUUGAUCUGUUCAGAACUACGGACUACUCGACAUUGCUUCUUCUGGGAUACCUCACUUCCUUGGCUAUUGUGACACCGAGUACUCCUCUGUUUCAGUUCUUGUUUGUCGUUCACGCUUGCGCUUGGCGGCUGUGGUACUCUGUUGGUCUUGGUGUGAUCCUCAACCGGCAAUCCAACAACAAGAUAUGGACCCGGCAUUUUGUCAAGUUUGGUGAAAGUUCUGGUGAAGCCUGGCGUCAGUGGAAGGCCAUGUACCAUAUAUCCCAGGUAUUGUGUUAUGCGUCCUUCAUCGCCGCUUGCUGGAAACUCUACGCAGUCCCGGCAAGCUGGGACUAUGGUUUUGUGUUGCUGAAGCACACACUGGGUGCCGGACUGAUCGCCCUGCACAUCUGGACCUCUGUCAGCAUCUACGAGUCCCUCGGGGAGUUCGGCUGGUUCUUUGGCGAUUUCUUUUUCGAACAAGGGGCCAAGCUGACCUACUCUUCCAUAUACCGCUUCUUGAAUAACCCGGAGCGAAUCAUAGGUACCGCUGGUCUAUGGGGAGCUGCACUGAUUACGUGGAGCAGAUCGAUCUUCCUUUUGGCUCUCCUCAGCCAUCUUCUCACCCUUGGAUUCCUGCAAUUCGUCGAGCAGCCGCACAUGCAAAAGAUAUAUGGCCGUGGCCUGCGCAAGGAGGCCGGCUUGACCAAGUUUAUCAAGAGUUCCCUCCCCCCACCCGUCAAGGGAUGGAGCACUAGUGUCAACAAGGUCAUGGACGAAACGUCACAUUUCGUGGAGGAGUUUUUGGAUAAUGCUCGCCCGAAACUCGCUGCUGGCGUGUCCACUAUUGUGCGGGACACCACAGCACUGUUCAACAACGUUCCAGCACGCCUCACUUUGACCAAGCUUUCACCGGACCUGGCUGGUUUCGAUCCAAAGGACUAUUCUCUUCGAGUAGAGGGUGAAUCCGCCGCUCAUUCUACUUUGACCGAACGUUCUACUGGCAAAGAAGGAACCAAUGCCCGUUUCCCAGGUGAUCUCAAGACCAUGAUCCUCGAAUACGGCGCUCCCAUCAAAGUCAAAUGGACUGCGCCGGCAAAGCACCACAAGAAGGAUUGGAUCGGACUAUACAUGGUUGCAGACAACCGCUCCCGUGAAGCGACCGAGGCUCCUUCGCUUGGUCGUUGGGUCGCCGUCACUCCCAACCAGUAUGAUUCCACCGUUGCCGACAAAGGCAUUCUCAUGUCAGAUGUCACUGUCGACCAGGCCGACCCAACGGAAGGCGGUCUUGUUCAUGGAGAGGUCGUCUUCGAAGGUGACAAACUGUGGUGGACCAGAGGUGUCUUCGAAUUCCGGUACCACCAUGCUGGCAACCAUAACGUCAUGUCCAUCUCACAGCCUUUCGAAAUCCAGAUUGGUCGGUUCGAUGAGGAGGACGUGGAAGUAGACUCCCAAGGGCUGUAUCAAAAGUCUGUUGAGGCAUCUCUCCUACCUAUCCUGCAGAAUUGCUUCGACCGGAACCCGGAUAUUGCGCCGAGCACCCCAGAGGAGCCUUUCGGCAACCAUGUAGAGCGGGAUGGCAAAUACGCGAGGAGAGUAGUCUAUGCCAUUCAGCACAUGUUUGGCAUAGAAUUUGCGCCCGCCGUCGUACCGGCGGAUGGUAACGUCAAAAACCUCGCCUGGAGAAUCUGUAACGCCAAACAGGUCCUCGCACCUUACAGCAUGUCUCAUUCCAAAGGGACAACAACCCCAGCAGCAGAAAAAGCCGAACCAUAA